ACAAUCUCUCUCUCUCUCACACACUCGCACACACAUAUUAUUCUCUUUAAUUCCUAGCUGCUGCUGCUUCUUCUUCUUCUGUCAUGGCAAAUACCAACCAAACUACUGAACCACAACCAUCCUUAAAUAAAAUGAAACUUGCAAUCCCUGACGACAGUGAUAAAAAUGCACAAACCAAGCAGGGACUGGAGGUGGAGGUUUUUGACUACUCUAAAAGAGCACAGUGGCUUAGAGCCGCCGUGUUGGGAGCCAACGAUGGCCUUCUCUCGACGGCAUCACUGAUGAUGGGAGUUGGGGCGGUCCGGGAUGAUGUAAAGACCAUGAUCCUCACCGGGAUUGCCGGGUUGGUGGCCGGAGCUUGUGGUAUGGCCAUCGGAGAGUUUGUGUCCGUGUACUCGCAGUAUGAAAUAGAAGUGGCUCAAAUGAAGAGAGAGAACAGUAUUAUGACUAGAAAUGCCUUGGAAGACAAGAAAAGGGGCUUGCCGGACCCGCUCCAGGCAGCAGUGGCAUCAGCCUUGUCGUUCGCGAUGGGGGCGGCGGUGCCGCUGCUGGCGGCGGCGUUCGUGAAGGACUAUAAGCUGAGGUUGGGGUUGGUGGUUGGGAAUGUGAGUUUUGCACUGUUAGGGUUUGGAGGGUUGGGUGCAGUGAUGGGAGGGGCACCUGUGGUGAAGUCCUCAUUGAGGGUAUUGGUUGGGGGGUGGCUUGCAAUGGGGGUCACUUUUGGCUUAACCAAGUUGGUUAGUUCUAGUGGAAUGUGACACUAUUAUUUUGCUUUCCCUUUUUUUUUUUUUUUUUUUUUGGGGGGGGGGGGUAACUAAUUGUAUUGAUAUUGUGAUCAUUUUAUCACGUACGUGUUAGGGUUUUAAUUUAAUUUAAUUUUCUUUUUUUUUGGUAUUUUGGUUUUCUUUUGGUUGUACUUUGACCCUUUUUAAUUUUCAGUAUGUGUUUUGGAGAUGCCAAAAAAGUGAUUAUAAAUAUUAAAGAAAAGUUGCUUUCA
Messenger RNA from Cornus florida, 997 nucleotides. Its product is annotated as vacuolar iron transporter homolog 4-like. Gene Ontology annotation, biological process: intracellular manganese ion homeostasis. The coding region runs from base 84 to 758 and encodes 224 amino acids. Gene Ontology annotation, cellular component: membrane. The record is from RefSeq and is a predicted model, not a curated record. Gene Ontology annotation, molecular function: iron ion transmembrane transporter activity; manganese ion transmembrane transporter activity. The transcript has a single exon. NCBI's taxonomy places the organism in Eukaryota, Viridiplantae, Streptophyta, Magnoliopsida, Cornales, Cornaceae.